Molecule: messenger RNA, 3649 nt
Organism: Bombina bombina (fire-bellied toad)
Lineage: Eukaryota; Metazoa; Chordata; Amphibia; Anura; Bombinatoridae
Product: butyrophilin subfamily 1 member A1
Exons: 8
Coding region: 763-2241 (492 amino acids)
Molecular function (GO): protein binding
Source: RefSeq, a predicted model, not a curated record
AAGGCGUGAGAGACACGACAGGCACAGAGAGAACGUGACAGUAAUGGUGUGAGAGGCAGGCACAGAGAGAAAGAGACAGUAAAGGUGUAAGAGACAGGCACAAAGAUAAAGAGAUAGUAAAUGUGGGAGAGGCAGACACAGAGAUAAAGAGACAGUAAAUGUGUGAGAGGCAGACACAGAGAGAAAGUGACAGUAAUGGUGUGAGAGACAGGCACAGAGAGAAAGAGACAGUAAAGGUGUAAGAGACAGGCACAAAGAUAAAGAGAUAGUAAAUGUGGGAGAGGCAGGCACAGAGAGAAAGAGACAGUAAAUGUGUGAGAGGCAGACACAGAGAUAAAGAGACAGUAAAUGUGUGAGAGGCAGACACAGAGAGAAAGUGACAGUAAUGGUGUGAGAGACAGGCACAGAGAGAAAGAGACAGUAAAGGUGUAAGAGACAGGCACAAAGAGAAAGAGAUAGUAAAUGUGGGAGAGGCAGGCACAGAGAGAAAGAGACAGUAAAGGUGUGAGAGACAGGCACAGAGAGAAAGUGACAGUAAUGGUGUGAGAGACAGGCACAGAGAGAAAGAGACAGUAAAUGUGUGAGAGGCAGGCACAGAGAGAAAGUGACAGUAAAGGUGUGAGAGGCAGGCACAGAGAGAAAGUGACAGUAAUGGUGUGAGAGACAGGCACAGAGAAAAAGUGACAGUAAUGGUGUGAGAGACAGGCACAGAGAGAAAGAGACAGUAAAGGUGUGAGAGACAGCUCCCAGGAGUAAGGCAGAAUGAAGAGUACAUUUGUAUAUAUCACCCUAAUCUUAAUGGCUCCAACAGUCACAGUUGAGUUUCAGGUGCAAUCUCAAGAGGGAGUAUUGGUGGCAGAAGUGGGAUCGGAUGUCAUUUUACCAUGUAAAACCUUACAGCCUCUCAGUGCUGUUGGAUUAGAAGUACGCUGGUUCCAAACUCUUUUUCACUCUCCUGUCUUCUUGAUGAUUGAUGGACGAGAGGAAAAAGAACAACAAAACACUGAUUUUCGUGGAAGAGCUUCACUGCUGUCUGGUCCUGACACUGGAGAUCUAUCAUUGUUAUUGCGCAAGAUCCGUCUCACUGAUAAUGGCAACUACACUUGUUUUGUUGAGAAUAAGACCACCAAUGUAUAUGAUGAAGCUAAUGUACAGCUUAACACCGUUGCCAUGGGCUCUUCCCCUCUCUUGACAGUCUCUCUUGAAGACAAAGCAAUCCACCUGUCAUUCUCUUCUCAUGGAUGGUACCCGGAGCCUAAAUUACACUUUGAGAAAAAAGAUGGCUCUCUCUUUACCUCCGACACCAAGACAACCCUUAAUCACAGCAGCGGUCUCUUCAGAGUAGAGGGCAGCAUAUUACUGAGAGACUCUUCUGAUAAAAAUGUAUACUGCAUGGCAAGUAAUCCCGGUAUGACAAAAGAGUCCGGCAUCUAUGUGAGAUUUUCAGAUGACCUGUUUCCACGCGUUUCGGGUUAUGCCUAUGCCUUCUGGUUCAUUCUAAUCCUCCUUCUUUUAGUGGUGUCUCUUUUAAUCUACUAUGUGUUUAGACUGCUGAAAGUGAAAGAGGGACUCAAAAAAAAAGUUGAUGAAUUGACCUUAGAAGUGGAGUGGCGCAAAGCUGUCAUGAACCGAGAGUUUAUAACCUUCAAUCCUAAAACUGCCAACGCAAAAAUUUCAAUCUCGCCUGACAAUCUAAUACUCUCUCCAGACCCUCCUGCUGUUAAAUAUGAGCCCAUCUCACUCCAAUUUGAGAAAGAGCGCUGUUGUCUUGGUAAUGAACUCUUUAAUAAUGGAUUUCACUACUGGGAAGUAGAAGUCGGAAAUGGUCUAGAAUGGGCCGUUGGUGUGGCUAACCCAGACGUCCGAAAAACUGGAGCUUAUAUGUUUAGUCCUACAGAACAUAUAUGGUGUAUUGCACGCUUUGUUGAAAAUGUUAAGGCAUUGGAUAAUUCAGAGAAGACACUUGAGCUAAAUGACAAUGCUCUUGAGAGAGUUGGCAUCUACCUAAAGCUUCAGAGGCCAUGUGAGGUCUCUUUCUAUAACCCCCAAUCCUGGGAAUGUCUUUAUACCUUCAAUGAUUUGACUCCAUGUGGACAUUUUCAUCCAUUUUUUUGGGUGGGGACAAAUGGUGCCUCCAUACGACUGUUGGAAAACAGAUGCGCAAGUACUGUGGAGAUAACAGAGCAGGAGAACAUGCAGGAGAACAAUAUGGAACAGAUGAGGCUUCUUGUAGAAGCCUAGAAGCUAGGUGAGAAAAGGGAAGAUGUAGACAGGUAGAUUUACUAAUGAAAUGUAAUUUUCAAAAUUGAAAUUAAAAAAUCAUGGAUGACAAUAAAUUUGCAGAAGGAAUGGGAUGGGCGAAUGUUUCGAAACAUUCAAAAUUUAAAAAUAAUUUUGAUACAAACUUUUUUUUAAUAUUUCUUUUCAAAUUUUAAAGAACAUUAAAAAAUAUUUGUUUGAAUAAUCGAAUGUUUAGCUGUGUAUUUUACAUGAAAUUCGAAAAUAUUACUAACAUUCGAUUUUUUUAAUUUGUUUUUUAAUAUUUGAUUUCAAAAUAGUAUUUCUAAUAUUCAAAUUCGAAACCAACGUUCGAAAUCGAAACUUACAUUUGAAAACUGGAAAUAACAUUAGAUUUUUUUAAUUUUAAAGAAAAUUCUUUCUUAUCAACAUUCGAUUUUCCAAAUCGAAUUUUGACAAUAAAAUUUGUUCUACCAUUAGAAUUAGAAUUUAAAGGGAUAGUAAACACCAAAAAUGUAUUGUUUAAAAAGAUAGAUAAUCCCUUUAUGUACCAUUCCCCAGUUUUAUAGUUAUAGUAAUACACUUUUUACCUCUGUAAUUACCUUGGAUCUAAGCUUCUGCUGACUGCCUCCUUAUCUCAGAUUUUUUGACAGACUUGCAUUUCAGGCAAUUAGUGCUGACUCUUAAAUAACUUCUUGUGCGUGAGCACAGUAUUAUCUACAUGAAACACAUGAACUAACGUCCUCUAGCUGUGAAAACUGUCAAAUGCAUUCAGAUGAGAGGCGGCCUUCAAGGGCUUAGAAAUUAGCAUAUGAGCCUUCCUAGGUUUAGUUUUCAACUAAGAAUAACAAAAAAACAAAGCAAAUUUGAUGAUAAAAGUAAAUUAGAAAGUUGUUUAAAAUUACAUGUCCUAUCUGAAUUAUGAAAGUUUAAUUUGGACUUUACUAUUCUUUUAAACAUAUUUACCCAUCCCUAAUUUACACUGAGAUUUUGACAUUUACCUUUUCAAGCUUUCAACAUGCUUACAAGAAACAAACUCCACUUAAAAUAUAGCCAAGGGCUUAGCUUGCGGUUGUUCUGCAGAAUUCAAGAUUAUCACAAAAUGGGAGUUCCAUCUUGCUGUCAAUUCUUCCAUUAUGUCCAAGUUUCUCUCUCCUGGGGCAGGAAAUACGUUUUAUCUUGCUAGUAGUGAGUAAAUAGGAUUUUUUUUGUUGUUAUUUUUUCACCUUUCAUUUUAUACCGUUUGUUUGGGGUUUUCUGUUUUUGUAAUAUUGUUUGUUUUGUUUUGUUUUUUAUGUACGCACUGUGACCAUUUUUGUUCAUAAUAAAUGUUUAAUUAUUAAAGGGACACUAAACCCACAUUUUUUCUUUCAUGAUUCAGAUAGAGUAUGCAAUUUUAAGCAACUUUCUA